GUCACCAGGAAGGCGCCGCCCAUCGGGCCAGGGACUGCCCCCAUCUGCUGGACGUUCCGCUCAAGGGGAAGGGGCGGCUCUGCAGGAGAGGAGGCGCCAGACGAAUCAGAGGCCCUCGAGGCCGACGACCACUGGAUGACGUUCGACAGAGCGCACGUUGAAGCGUUGGACGGCGACUGGUGGCUCCUCUGGCUGUCCAACUUGUACCGAUUAGUUUUCCCAGGGCAGUUGGGCCGCCCCUCUCCGCAGCCCCUGGAGGACAUCGCGGCGCGGUGGAAUGGCGGGGAGCUGGGCGGCAAGAUAUGGGAAAGGUGGAACCUCGUGCAGGCGCUGAUCGAGGGGUUUCCUGUGGCCACGUCAUAUUGGAUGAUGAUGAUCUCCACGCAAGCCACCUAUCGUGCGGAGCACGAAGAGAAGAGGCUGGCGGCUGCCGCCCAGGAGAAGGCCAAGGAGAGCGGCGACAGCGGCAGCAGCCCGGCCUCGGAGGAGUACGAGAGCGAGGACCUUGAGGCGGCGGCUGUCGCGCUCAGGGGCCUCGCUGGCGAAGCUCCGCAGGACGCCGCCGAGGGCGGCGCUGGCGGUCGCCGGGCAGAGCUCCAGCAAGAGCUGGCCCGCCCAGGGCCGCGCUGCCGAGGGCAAGCGAGCGGCAAGGGCAAAAGGGGCCCGAGGGCCAGGGCCGGACAGGCGAGAAGGCCGGCGGAGAGGAGAAGGGGCCGCGCAGGGACUGCGGCCGAGGGCGACUGGCCCGCUCCAGGGAGUGUCCCGGCGGAGAUCCUCGGGCCAGCUGCGUGCCGUCUGACCGGUGCGCGUGCUGCUGCGCAGGCGGGAGUCCGCGCGACGGCGACCAGGACAGUCGGCAUG
Molecule: messenger RNA, 861 nt
Organism: Prorocentrum cordatum
Lineage: Eukaryota; Dinophyceae; Prorocentrales; Prorocentraceae
Source: the annotation of a GenBank genome assembly